CAAAUGUGAAAUCAUAUAUAAAUGUGUAAAAUACAUCGCAUAACCCAAGCAAUUCUUCGUUGUUAAACACGUUGAAUACAUCUCUGCUAGAAAUUAAAGAUGAGCUGUUGGAAAUUUGUGUUCGUUGUUUUGGCGUGUGUAUUAGUAGCAGCUCCAACUGCUAUGUCGGAUCCUGAAACGGUUAAAGUUCCUAAAGGAUUGAAUAUUGGUGACUUCGAUAAAUACAUGACUGGAGCCUACUGGUCUCAGUUGUACUACUGUGUCCCUCUGAUCAACGGAAGUGCACUGUAUGUUCCCGACUUCAACUUUUUCGCUCGAGUUGACAAGAUUGGUGACAACGAGUACUCAACCAACACCAAAGGAGAUCUUAUUAAUUCAGAGAAUCAGCCUGAAUGUAUUCAACGUCCUGACAAUCUAACCCAAACAACAGAAGACACAGCUGUAUUCGAAACCAGCACAGGUGCAUUGCAAGUAUUCUGGACCUCUGACCCCACUGUGUAUGUUUGGACAUUACGUUGUCAUGAACCACAAAACACUCGCCACUGCCAUAUAUUAGAUGUUGACGUUGGACUCCUUGUAAAAAACGUCCCUCAUGACCUAUCAUGGAAGGACGUGCUCAAAGACCUUACAUCGAAGACUAGGGUGGAGUUUGACGACGGAAACUUCAAGUGUUUCUUCGUUUAUGGAGAGAGCUCUUUGUGUGAUGAGUUAUAAGACUGAAGAACGGGAAAGAGUCGUCAAGGAUGAUGGAAAACACUCGUUUCCCGAUAUAUCUUCAUGCCCCCAGAUACGAACUUUAUUGAUAUUAAAAUUUGAUUUUUUUGUGAUGCUCUCAACAAUAACUCGUAACUAUUUUGUGUAAAAGUUUCUUAAUCUAUUACAAUAUCAUUAAACUAAGGAAUGAAUAUAUCUACAGAACAAGCUGCUUUUACGGGUUGAUGCCUUUCUUAACAUUUAUGUACAAGAAUAAAUAAACAUAACUGUU
Molecule: messenger RNA, 985 nt
Organism: Mya arenaria
Lineage: Eukaryota; Metazoa; Mollusca; Bivalvia; Myida; Myidae
Exons: 5
Coding region: 100-714 (204 amino acids)
Source: RefSeq, a predicted model, not a curated record